Antechinus flavipes (yellow-footed antechinus) is the source of this 851-nucleotide messenger RNA. RefSeq lists its product as uncharacterized. The coding region runs from base 66 to 755 and encodes 229 amino acids. The transcript is spliced from 2 exons. NCBI's taxonomy places the organism in Eukaryota, Metazoa, Chordata, Mammalia, Dasyuromorphia, Dasyuridae. The record is from RefSeq and is a predicted model, not a curated record.
UAGUGACACCCUGGGCCUAGCGAUAUCUUGGGCCUAGCGAUACCCUGGACCCGGCAAUACCCUGGAUGCGGCAACACCCUGGACGCGGCAGCCUGGACCCGACAGCGAUCUGGACCCGACAGCGAUCUGGACACGGCAGCACCCUGGACGCGGCAGCAAUCUGGACCCGGCAGCACUCUGGACUCGACAGGAACCUGGACGCGGCAGCACCCUCGAUGCGGCAGCACCCGCGACACGGCAACACCCUCGAUGCGGCAGCACCCGCGACACGGCAACACCCUCGAUGCGGCAGCACCCUCGAUGCGGCAGCACCCGCGGCACGGCAACACCCUCGAUGCGGCAGCACCCGCGACACGGCAACACCCUCGAUGCGGCAGCACCCGCGAUACGGCAACACCCUCGAUGCGGCAGCACCCGCGAUACGGCAGCACCUGCGAUACGGCAGCACCCUCGAUGCGGCAGCACCUGCGAUACGGCAGCACCCUCGAUGCGGCAGCACCCUCGAUGCGGCAGCACCCUCGAUGCGGCAGCACCCUCGAUGCGGCAGCACCCUCGACGAGGCAGCACUCUGGACCCGACAGAAGUCUGGAACCGGCAGCACCCUGGACCCACAGCACCCUGGACCCGUCAGCAACCUGGACCCGGAAGCAGAGGAAAAGAUUUGGCGUCCGCUGGCUGCGGCUGAAGAGCACACAAUGACGCAGUCGCACUGCUUGCGUCAGCAUCACAUAACUAUUUAUGCAGUCUGCUCUUAGAAGAACUCCAAAUGCUUUCUUUCCCAUAACUGGAUCUUUCUGAAGAACUGGUGUCAAAAAAGUCUUUUUGAGUAUAAAACAUAUAUUGUGAAUGAA